Bactrocera dorsalis (oriental fruit fly) is the source of this 6216-nucleotide messenger RNA. RefSeq names its product voltage-dependent calcium channel subunit alpha-2/delta-3 (gene stol). Gene Ontology annotation, molecular function: voltage-gated calcium channel activity. The record is from RefSeq and is a predicted model, not a curated record. NCBI's taxonomy places the organism in Eukaryota, Metazoa, Arthropoda, Insecta, Diptera, Tephritidae. Gene Ontology annotation, cellular component: voltage-gated calcium channel complex. The coding region runs from base 1956 to 5747 and encodes 1263 amino acids. The transcript has 18 exons.
ACACAGCAGCGUAAUGCGAUUCUCAUUUAGUACGGUGCGUAAACCCCUCGCGAAUGGAAGCCUUUUCGAACUGAGGCGCUGGUCAAACGCAGUGAACGUGACACCUAAGCACAUAGCAUACCACUACAGCACAGCAAAGCACAACCAAGUGAUUUUUUUUUAUUUUUUUCGGUGAAGAGAAAAAUUAAAUUUCACGCUAGUUGAAUAAAAGAUUGUGAAAAGGCCGAAAGCAAUGCAUGAAAACGCAUUGGAAAUGUGCAACGAAGUGAAUUUUAGCCGAUUUUCGACACGAAAAAGUGUGAAAGGGUAGUGAAAUUCGGUUUGAAAACGUCUAACUUUUUUCGGCAUAUUUGCUCGCCUUGGCUUUGGCUUGGUAAAGCGUGUAGUAGAGGAAUUUCGUACUUACAAAAUUGCAAUACUUUUGUGCUGGACUUUUCGAAAUCACCAAGAAAUGUGAAACGAGUGUGAAAAGUGAAUUGUAUAUUGGAAAAACGAAAGGAAUGAAAUUACAUUUCUAAAGCGAAAUUCAUUUAACAAAACAGCGAAAAAAGUUGGGCAGAAAUACGAAUGUGUGUGUGUGUGAAGCAUGGAAAAGGCCAUUAAUUUUCGAAAUAAAUAUCUUUCGGCAGUGAUGUGAAUACAUAUGAAAAUUUAUGUGCGGAAAUUUUGCUGGAGCAUUGAAUUUUUUGCCGCUCGUACACAGUACAUACUAAACUAAAAUAAAUUACGCGUCAAUAAAUGAUUAUAAAUCAACUAAAAACACAUAUCGGUUCAUACAAUAAUAUUAUAAAUAUAAAUUAAAAACAAUAAACACAUACAUAUAUACAUAUAUACGAACUAAUGUAAAAUUAGUGAAAAUAUUUUCGAACGUUUUUGCUGGAUGCUUUUUGAAAAUAUGGAAAAAAGGCGAGUGGGUCAAGUGCUGACAUCUAAUUGGGUACAACAGUCCAAGCAUUACAGCAUGGCGAGCAGGUGUGCGUAAAUUACAACUCGACAUAUAUAUAAUAGUAUAUAUAAAAAGUGUAGUUUGUUUGUGAGUGUGAAAAUUGUUAGAGAAAUAUAUAUAUAAAGCACUCAGUUGGAGGCGUUGAAUAAAAAAUUACCUUGAAAACGCAGUGGAAAACACAUAAAAACCCGCACAAGUGCAACAACAAACAGUAUAAAACAACAACAACAACCAACCGCAACAUCACCCGCUGCGCAACUAAAUAUGAAAAUUACACAGUUCACUCGUUCAGAUUUUUCGCUAGUUUGCUGCAUGUGAAUGGUCGCGCACACAUUUGCGCUGACAUUUACGCAUUACGUAUACGCACCGGUGAGCGUGGCAUUACAGACCACAGGGCCAGUGCGUGUCGAGUGACAAAAGGUAGAUAAUAAACAACGUAAGAACAAUAAAAACAAUCAAAUAAACAACAGGCCAAUAAAAAUACAAUAAAAUAGUCAACAAUAACAACAAAAAAAAGCAGUUAACUAAUUAUCCACAUACGUGUAAGCCUGGUGUUGGAUAAUGACACAAAUGCCCAACAUCAACAACAAGCAUAACACAAAGAAAGCAACUAUAAAUUGAAAGCAAAAACUACAGCAACAGCAACAAUUGGCCGCUAAAAGGCACAACAAAUCAUCAUCAUCGUGAACGCUUACAAGCGCUCAGUGUCCAAAAGGCCUACUCUGUCUAUGCGAACAAAGCAACAAUAAGCAGCCGUAAAUAAAGCGUCAAAAGCAAUUUGCCAAAACUAUAAAAAGCGCAUAUCGCGAAAGCGCCAACCGACAACCAAAAAAAACACUCUCAUAUAUAUAUAUAUAUUUAUAUAUAUAUUGUGUAAAAAUAGUGUUGUAGCGCAUAUAUUUGAAUUAUCAACACAUAAAACAAACAAAAAAACACAAUAAAAAAGUCAGAAGUCAUACACACACACAAACACUUCCGCAUUUGCCGCGACACGCGACGCUACGUCAUAAUGGAGCGCAAACAUUUGGGCGCUUUGGCGCUUUGCUUGUUUGUUUUGGUGUUUAAACUAAAUAUUUUCGCUGUGGUCGCCGAACAGGAUGAGGAUAUCCCACAUAAUGAAGUACGCAACUGGGCGCUUAAAUUUGGUGUGGAUCUUUGGGAGUUCGGGCGACAGUUUACCAAAAUGAAUGAAAUCAAAAAUCGUUUUAAGGACAGUGACAUCGAAGUGAAGCGAAAGGAUGGCAUCAUGUUGCUGCGCGAAUUGGCAGCUGAGGUGAAAAAUUUCAUGGAUUUCAAACGCAACGCUGUGAUGCGCAUUAUGGACUCCGCAGAACAGGCCGCUCUCUCCGAAUUGGAAUCCCAAAACUCUCACAGCACUUCCGCGACGAUAAACAAUCAGCACUAUGAUGCGCGUCGCAUUAACGAAUACAAUUCGGAUGGUAAAUUGGCGGAUGGUGCACGGCAUAUGGACAUACGUUUUAUGCGCCGUUUCGAGCGAUUACCCGUCAAUCUCAGUCUCAGUUCCAUUCUAGUGCCGAACUCUGUCUCGCUUGACGAGCCUGAUGUAAAGUCAGCUCUUCAGUGGAGCGCACAUCUCGACCCACUCUUUCAAAACAAUCUUGAACGCGAUCCAGCGCUCUCGUGGCAGUAUUUCGGCUCAUCAACUGGUUUCCUACGUCGUUUCCCUGGCACUGCUUGGCCACCCGAGGGUUCGAAAGGCAGCAAACAAAUACACGACUUUCGCGCACAAAACUGGUUCGUGCAAGCCGCAUCGUCACCAAAAGAUAUUAUGAUAUUAUUGGAUUCCUCAUCGAGCAUGUCGGACAAGUCUUUCGAACUCGCUAUGGCUACAGCUUUUAACAUACUUGACACGCUAGGCGAGAACGAUUUCGUCAACUUGAUUACCUUUGCGGAGGAUGUCAAAACGCCGGUACCGUGCUUUAAGGAUCGCAUGGUACGCGCCACCCCAGACAAUAUACAGGAAAUCAAAUCCGCAGUAAAAGCAAUUAAGCUCGAAAAUACUGCCAAUUUCACAGCUGGUCUGGAGUAUGCGUUCAGCUUGCUACACAAGUACAAUCAAUCCGGCGAAGGCAGCCAAUGUAAUCAAGCCAUUAUGCUCAUUACCGAGAGUACUUCGGAGACGCAUAGCGACAUAAUCAAACAAUACAAUUGGCCUCAUAUGCCCGUACGAAUAUUCACCUACCUUAUCGGUUCCGAUUCGAGUAGUCGCAGCAAUUUGCAUGAAAUGGCCUGCUCCAAUAAAGGUUUCUUUGUACAAAUCAACGAUAUGGAUGAUGCACGCAAAAAGGUUAUCGACUAUGCGCUGGUUAUGGCACGUCCCAUGAUAAUGUAUCAGGCCGAUCAUCCAGUACACUGGAGUCCGGUCUUCGUUGCCGGCAAGACAGGUGGCUUGGCGCGCGACUCUGACUACCAGCGCAGGCUGGUGACGACAGUUUCAACUCCGGUCUUCGAUAGACGAAACCAUUCGGUGCGUGUGGCAAAUUUACUCGGUGUUGUUGGCACCGAUGUGCCCAUCGAGGAGAUACGUAAGAUGAUACCGCAACAUAAAUUGGGACCGAAUGGAUAUUCGUUUAUCGUUGAUAAUAAUGGGCGUGUACUGUAUCAUCCAGAUUUGCGUCCAUUAAGUGAUGGUAAUCAAUAUAUUGACCAGUUGCGGCCGCGGUACACGUCAGUCGACGUAACGGAGUUGGAACUGCCGGAAACCGAAGUGGGCAACGAGCAUGAAAUUGUCGAAAUGAAUAAGAAUCUCUUAUACGAUAUGCGCAACGAUAUGCUCAUGCCCAAGGAGGGUGAAACCGAAUUCACGGUAUUCAAUCACUUUGACGAAAUGAAACGAGUGACGGCGCGUACACAAAGGUAUUUUUAUGGACCUAUUGAAGAUACGCCCUUUACCUUAGCUGUUGUACUCCCUGAAAAAUAUGGCAGCCACGAAUUGGUCUCCCAACAGGAAAUAAGGCACUCGCGCAGAAAUGUGACCGAGUAUUUUAAGGGAGACAGUUGGCGCGUACAUCCCGACUGGGUGUAUUGUGAGUACAAUAGUGUUAGCGAUUUAGAGAAGGAGCGUGAAAGCUCUGGCGAAUAUCUCUCAGCCUCACGUGAACAAGAAUUAAGUUUCGGCUCACCGGAAGAGCAGGUCUUACAUUUCUUGGGACGUGCAGGACGGCCAGGCUGGAAGUGGAUGUCGGUGCGUCCAAAACCACCGCAACCACACCAUGCCAUGCAUGGCGUGACACCUGUCGGCCAUUUUGCUCAGCAUCUAAAUAACGUGCAAGGUUCUCGCAAAGCCGAACCCUACUAUUGCGAUCGAACCUUGGUACAGAGUUUAGUGCGUGAUGCUAUGGUAACCGAUGGUCUGGAUCGAAAUUCAACUGGCACGUCCAAUGGAAAGGAGGAUAAACAUCCAAUAGCCACUUUAAUGGCAAUUCUAAAGAGACAAGGCUAUCAAAAGUUUUUGGUUGCAACAUCGUUUGUGGCCACACGUUCGGGUCUGCUACGUUGGAUUGAUCACAUCAAAAGACCUGAAGACUCACCUGAUCCCCAUUUCAGUGAAGAUAACGCACGUGCCAUGGAUAUGCCGUGGUACAAACGCGCCGUGGACCAGCAUACCGUCGAACAAGAUAGCUUUGUUUACAGUGUACCCUUUGCCAAUGGAUAUGCACCUAAACUAAAUACGACGCUUGUAACCGCAUCGCAUGCUAUAUUUGUCGAACAUCGUGGCCACAAAGCUAUAGCCGCGGUAGUGGGACUACAAUUCCAGUUGGACUCGCUGGCAAAACAUUUCAUAAACAUAACCUCAACCUGCACCGGCAUGACAGGCUGUCGCCGCACAUGCGCUUCCGACGAUCUUGAUUGCUAUGUUUUGGACAACAACGGCUUUGUGAUCAUUUCCGAGCAAAGUGAACAAUCAGGCAAAUUUUUCGGUCAAAUCGAUGGUACCAUCAUGGAUUCCUUGGUACAGGAUCGCAUUUAUAAACGUGUCACGGUCAAUGACUAUCAAGGCGUUUGCUCUGACUCUGACAAUCCGUAUACGGCUGCAAGCACUUCACUACAACCACAUCGUGUCUCGACUUUUCUAAUGAAAUAUUUGAUAUCGUUGAGUGCCACAUGGUUAUCGCUCUUGCCAACGCCACUAAACGCAUGGCCACAAGAUGAUUAUACCUAUAAUGAAGAUGUCUUCGAAGAACCCACAUAUACGGAUGAGUACGAACCUUUUGAGGAUUACAAUGCACAGAUCGAUGAAGAAAUGGAUGAAUUCUUCACAACUGCUGAUGUGGAAUACACAACACCAGCCCCUAAGCAACAUAAGCCACACACCGGACCACGCGCCUCGCCAGACCCUCAACAUGCACGCCGCUGCGACCUGCGUACCGAUCUGUACAUGCUGCAACCAGAGCGUCUCAACCAAGGUGGACAAAACAAUCCGCUUAAGGGAAAGUUGACAAAUUGCCAUGUAUCCGGUUGUGAACGCCCCUUCAGCGUACAAAAAAUACCACAUAGCAAUCUGAUACUGUUAGUGGUGGAUACACUAUGCCCUUGUGGCUCCAAACAGUUGGAUAUUGAACCACUUGAGGAGUCGGGUACUAUUGGCGCCUGCAGCGCGCGUCGCCAGUCGCAGGAGAGUGCAAAGCGUCGUCGACCCAAAAAAUGCAUCAACUAUCAUCCCGAGGAAAUAGAAAUACAGCAAUGUGGGCGUGCCACAGCCUUGCUGCAAACGCCCGUCUCGAUCUUUGUAGCGCAUCUGCUCAUGUUGGUGGUGACAUUUACGCUGACAAAUGCGUGAUACUAAGUGCAAUGCCACUAAACAACUAAACAUCACAAGCUACAGGUCAAAACAGCGUCGAGCAUAGGUGCAGUGAAAAGUGUACUACAAAUACCAUAUAUACCAUAUACAGAAAAGAAUGACUACGAGAAACAACGCAAAAAUACUUACAUACAAUAGUUAUGCCAACAAAAAUUCAACAACAAACCCACUAAUUAAUACAACAACAAAUAAAUGUAUCUACGAGUAUAUUUUAACAAUAGCAACAGUUUUGUCUUAGGAUAUUCAUAUACUAUACAUAUAAGUAUGAGUAUAUAAGUAUGUUUGUGUAAAAUUAAGUUUUUUAAGUUUCGACUUAGACAAAUGUUAUUUCCGGAUUGAUUUUUUAGAGCGGAAAGAAAUUGUAGACGAUUCGAGAGAUGGAUUAAAUGCAGCACACUUGAUUCAAGAGGCAUAUUUUUAUGUCAGUAAAAGAAAAUCUUUUUUUUCA